This is a messenger RNA of Hemicordylus capensis (graceful crag lizard), 3510 nucleotides long. It is a transcript of the gene URM1, whose product is annotated as ubiquitin related modifier 1. Gene Ontology annotation, cellular component: nucleus; cytoplasm. The record is from RefSeq and is a predicted model, not a curated record. Gene Ontology annotation, molecular function: protein tag activity. The coding region runs from base 62 to 367 and encodes 101 amino acids. Gene Ontology annotation, biological process: tRNA thio-modification; protein urmylation. NCBI's taxonomy places the organism in Eukaryota, Metazoa, Chordata, Lepidosauria, Squamata, Cordylidae. The transcript has 5 exons.
GGAACUCGGAUGCGAAGGAGGGGGCGCUUCCGGUGCGGGCAGCGCCGUUCCCUUAGCCAAGAUGGCGGCGCCCGUGUCGGUGCAAUUGGAGUUCGGAGGAGGAGCAGAGCUGCUGUUUGAUGGGAUAAGAAAGCAUCAAGUGGUUUUACCCAGCCAGCGUGAACCAUGGGACGUUCGCAACCUGCUGGUGUGGAUCAAAGAGAAUUUGCUGAAAGAAAGGCCAGAGUUAUUUGUCCAGGGAGACUCUGUCCGGCCAGGAAUCCUGGUGCUUAUCAAUGACGCAGACUGGGAACUGAUGGGGGAGCUGGACUAUCAACUCCAGGACCAAGAUAAUGUGGUUUUCAUCUCCACCUUACAUGGUGGUUAGCUGGCUGGAAAAAUGUCGAAACAAAACCAUCCCCGGGCCAGAAAUUCCCCUCUCCACUCCCUCUGCCAGCAUGCAAGAUCCCGUUUCCUCCUAGAGGCCGCCUUUUAAAAAGCCUGCCUGAGCUCCAAUGAAAGAGGGGCUUGCCUUUUUGCCUCUGAUCCGAGUCAGUUAUGGCCUUUUCACAGCCGUACGCCGGAAGACUGCGGUUGUCUGCCUGAGCCGUAUCGGGCGAUCUGGGUUCGAUUCGCUAGGCGAGCGUUUCGGUUGUGUGGCGUGACGCUUUGAACAGUAGUCCCCCUCGAGCUGUCUUGUGAACGGCGACGCUGAAUUUGUGACUGCUAGGAACUCGCUUGUUUCUUACCUUGUGCGUCUUUUAGAUUCGGGCAGCACAACCGGGCCCAUUUCUCGUGCUACGGUGGACUUUUGCUUCUUCCCCCGUUUAAGAUCAUUUUUCUCUGUGCGGAAGCUGCUCUCUUGCCAAAGAUUUUGUAACACCGUUGGGUAUGGAUGAAAGGGACUGGAUCGAGUGUGAUGCCGCGAACCAAGUAUUGCAUUCAGAGUUGGGAGAUGUGGAUUCAAGUUCUGCCUCAGCCAUGGGAUUUUAGCUGAGUGCUCAUGAGCAAAUUUCUCAAUGCAAGGGGAUUUGUAGGGACCCACCUUUCAGGCUGGUUGUGAAAGAUCUGCAAUAAAGAUUGUAAAAUGGUUUUGACAUUGAAAAGUGCCAUAUGGGUCCUUGAUUAAAAAAAAUACUGCCACUGUUUUGUGAUGCAUCACGAUCUGGAUUGUGUAGGCCAGCAUCUGGGCCAAGAGGCAUCUUUUAGAACAUAAGAACAGCCCUGCUGGAUCCUGAUCCCAAGACCUGUCUAGUCCAGCAUCCUCUUUCCCACACUGGCCCACCAGAUACCUCUGGGGAGCCCACAGGGCAAGAGCUGAGGGCAUGCCCUCUCUCCUGCUGUUGCUCCCCUGCAACUGGGAUUCAGAGGCAUCUUGCCUCUGAGGCUGGAGGUGGCUUAUAGCCCUCCGACUAGUAGCCAUUGAUAGCCCUGUCCUCCAUGAAUAUAUCUAACCCCCUCUUAAAGCCAUCCAGGUUGUUGGCUUUCACCGCAUCUGGUGGCAGAGAGUUCCACAAGUUGCUUAUCCAUUGUGUGAAAAAGUACUUCCUUUUGGUCAGUCCUAAAACCACCACUUUUAAAGUGGCGACUCUUACUUAGCAGAGAGAGAUCACUUGGCCGUGAUCUCUCCUCCCAGCAGAACCCUCCCUCCCUGUGGCUGUCGCUGGUGUCUCCCUAGUGUUAUGGCAUCGAUUGUGGGCGUGGGGACCAUGAUCUCAUUCCUUUUGCUCUGUAAACUGCUUCGAGAUGUUGCUGUUGAAAAGCAAUAGCUAAAUAUUGCUACUAAUAGUAGCCACCUAAUGGCGCAGCGGGGAAGUAACCUGCCUGGAGAGCAGGAGGCUGUUGGUUCGAAUCCCCACUGGCGUGUUUCCCAGAAUAUGGGAAACUUCUAUAUCGGGCAGCAGGGAUAUAGGAAUGUGCUGAAAGGCAUCAUCUCAUACUGCGUGGGAGAUGGCAACGGUCAACCCCUCCUGUAUUCUACCAAGAAAACCACAGGGCUCUGUGGUCGCCAGGAGUCUACACCGACUCGAUGACACAACCAACUAAUAACAGUAACCCAUUUACACAGCUAGAGGUAAGAGCUUCCAGAUGAGACACUGAUAUUGACAACUUUGUUUUUCCUCCCUUGCUUCCCCUUAUGCCUGGAACUGCCUCCCCAGCCUCCUCCAGAAUUCCCCCUCACCUGCUUCCUUCAAAUCCUUCCACAAAAAUCCGUCUCAUCCUUUGGCACAGCCCCGUACCUCACUAUAGCUAAGCCCCCAUCCCUGGAUCUGAAAUGAAUAUAUCUUCAAUUCCUCUUUGCCCCUGCUUCCCUCUCUUUCAUCCAUCCAUUUCCCUUUCUUCCAUCUUCCUUGUAUCACUCUUUAGAUUGGGAACUCUUUGGGGUUGAGUUCUCUUUGAGAACUCUUUGAGCCUGCCUAGGAAAUGUGUGUGCCCUUAAAACCAAAGGGUGGGGAAAUAUCCAAAACAAGAUCAUAUCGCAACGCUGCGAGCCAGCUUUCAGGUUCUCCAGUUUGCUUCCUCUGUCUGGAUGUCAAGCAAAACAUGGACCAUUCUGCACAUGCUCUUUUGUACUCUGCACGUUCCUGGCCUCAACAUUCAGAACAUGGUUCAAGAGUCAAGGUGCAAGCAAAGUGCUAUUUUCCCCCUCCCACCCACCCCCAUAGCCAGUUUUGACAGCCCUUUAAAAAAAUAAAAUCAAAUUCCAAGAGGGGAAAGAGAGAAAAUGUUGUGUAGUGGUUAGAGUGCCUGGUUAGGGCUGUGGAGACCUGGGUUCGAAUCCUAGAUUGUUUUGUGCUGAUCGCCUGAUUCAGACAUGCUGUACAAGUGUACAGACAUCUGUACACUCGUACGUGUGUUUCUGUGAAUGACUAUACCUGUGUUCAUUUUAAAAAGAACCUGGAUACAGGCCCAUCAAACGCAUGAUACAGAUAGGAAGGAUACUGCUGUACCUGCGUCCAAUGUAACGUGAAUGACUGUACCUGUGUACAGAUCCGUACCUGUGUACACGUGUAUGAGUGUUGAACAAAACAUGUGAAUGGGCCUUAUGAGAUUUGAUGUUUUGGGCUGCCUUGAGCACAUGUGAAAAGGCCGGAUAAAAUAAAUAGAAUUCCCGCUUGGCCGUGAAACUCACAGGAUGACCUGGUGUUGUCUCUAAAGUCCCUUUUUAACAGCAUACCCCAGUUGUCCUGAGCAGUUCUAUCUGGAAUUACUUUUGACAGACCAAUGGGAUGUAGUAUCUUAUAACGUGGCGAAGUGUUGUUUCCUGGCUAACAAGAUUAGGAUAAGAAAUGUUGAGAAGCCAGAUAUGGGGUUGGAUUGAAUUAAAUUUUAGAUGAUUAUAAUGCAUGGAGCCCUCUGUUUUAUGUAAUGGAUAAACUUGGGUGUUACGGUUCUGUUUGAUGGUUUAAUAGUUUAUUACUUAUUUGACCAAGUUCGCUUUUAUGUCCAAGCUUGCUUUUAUGUAAAGCUUUUGUACUUAGUGUUUUGCUGGUCGAAUGACCGUAACAAUAAAGAUUUGAUUUGAUUUGA